Biomphalaria glabrata is the source of this 1112-nucleotide messenger RNA. RefSeq names its product cleavage and polyadenylation specificity factor subunit 5-like. Gene Ontology annotation, cellular component: mRNA cleavage factor complex. The record is from RefSeq and is a predicted model, not a curated record. The transcript is spliced from 8 exons. Lineage: Eukaryota; Metazoa; Mollusca; Gastropoda; Planorbidae. The coding region runs from base 18 to 722 and encodes 234 amino acids. Gene Ontology annotation, molecular function: mRNA binding.
UAAACAAGCUAUGGUCAAUGUUUUUUACAAUUUUAACGAUGGCGACUCACGAACGCAGAAGGUCUGAUAACACCGCUGCAGGUUGGCCCAACUAUAAAAUGAAUAGAUCUGUCCAUGGUUCAUCAUCUUUAACGCUAGACAGAACCAUUAACCUGUAUCCACUGAACAAUUACACUUUUGGGACAAAAGAACCACUCUAUGAGAAAGACAGCUCUGUUCCAGCCAGGUUUCAGCGUAUGCGUGAAGAGUUUGAUAAAAUUGGCAUGCGACGGUCAGUAGAGGGCGUUUUGAUUGUGUAUGAACAUGGCCUCCCUCAUGUAUUGCUCCUUCAACUAGGGACCACAUUCUUUAAACUACCUGGUGGUGAACUGAAUGCAUCUGAAGACCAAGUUGAAGGACUGAAAAGACUUUUAACUGAGACUCUAGGUAGACAAGAUGGUGCUCCAAUGGAUUGGGUGAUUGAAGACACAAUAGGAAACUGGUGGAGACCUAAUUUUGAACCUUCACAGUAUCCAUAUAUUCCUGCACACAUUACUAAACCUAAAGAACACAAGAGACUUUUCUUAGUGCAACUGCCAGAGAAAGCUUUGUUUGCUGUGCCCAGAAACUACAAACUAGUAGCAGCGCCUCUCUUUGAGCUGUAUGACAAUGCAGCAGGUUAUGGGCCUAUCAUUUCAAGUCUACCCCAAGCUUUAGCCAGAUUUAACUUUGUGUAUAAAUAAUUUCAACAGACACAUGUAUAGGCUUCAGUCUACCACUGUACAUAGAACAUCUCCUUGCACAUCCGCUGUAUCACUCUCCAGUGUUUGUAUUCUCCAACUGUAGUUGACUCAUUCUCUAAGUGUUGCUGUUGUUUUUGGUCGUUUUAGUUUCAUCGUCACAUUCGUUUGAAAUUGUUGAGAGUUUUUUUUUUAAUCUUCUGCAUUUGGUAUUCGUCUUGUUCAAAUCAACAUCAUUGGUCAGAUCGAGAUAUGACUGAACACAGACCUUGUUCGUGAGACUGUUCAUUUGUUUGGAAACUUGCUUGGAAGUCGAUUAUUGGACUCAUGGACCAGAAAAUACAAUUUUGACAAAUGUGCACAUACAAAAUAAAACUUUGUUUUUUAUUCCAA